AUGGCAGUUGUAGAAGCAGUUGUUGUUGCCAAGGUGGUCAUCGUGGUUGUUACUAUGGUUGAGGUAGUUGGCACCGCAGUUGUCUGGGCUGGUGUCGUUAAAGUAGUAGCUGGAGCAGUGGACGAUGAAAUGCUGGCAUUUGUGACUUGA
Acytostelium subglobosum LB1 is the source of this 150-nucleotide messenger RNA. RefSeq lists its product as hypothetical. The transcript has a single exon. Lineage: Eukaryota; Evosea; Eumycetozoa; Acytosteliales; Acytosteliaceae. The record is from RefSeq and is a predicted model, not a curated record. Bases 1 to 150 code for a protein of 49 amino acids.